GGGUUGUGCACCGGCUGAGGCAGACUGUGGAAGCUACCAGCAGUAUGAAUAAGAAACAGUCCGAUUUGUUAGAGAGGGACCUCAGUGGUGCCAUUCGGGAUGCUAAGACGUUAGAGUCGGCUGCCGUCAGUAUGGACGGGGUUCUUGCCAAAGCCCAAUACCACCUGAGGAGCGGGGGCUCUGAGCACAGAACUGCCUGCAGAGCCAUGGCUGACCAGCUCUGUUUGGAAUUAGAGAGGGUUCAGAACCUUCUGGGGACCAAGCAGAGUGAAGCAGAUGCACUGGCGGUGCUGAAAAAGGCCUUCUUGGACCAGAAGGAGGAGCUGCUGAAAAGCAUCGAGGACAUUGAAGAAAGGACUGACAGAGAGCGACUGAAAGAGCCGACGAGGCAAGCUCUUCAACAGAGGUUGAGAGUCUUUAAUCAGCUUGAGGAUGAACUGAAUUCACACGAGCACGCAUUAAGUUGGCUGAAAGACAAAGCAAAACAGAUCGCCCAGAAAGAUCUAGCUUUUGCCCCUGAAGUGGACAAGGAGGUCAACCGAUUAGAAGCCACCUGGGAUGACACCAAAAAAUUAAUUCACGAAAACCAGGGCCAGUGCUGCGGACUCAUUGACGUAAUGAGAGAAUAUCAGAACUUGAAGGCCGCUGUUUCCAAAGUCCUAGAAAGUGCCAGCAGUGUGCUCGGAGCCAGAACCACACUCAGAGACCAAGAGGACCUAACACGGGCUUUGUCUAAGCAUGAAGCGGCCAGGAACAGAAUGAACGAGCAGCAGAAAGCGCUGGAUCACUUUUCCAGCAAAGGAAAGCACUUGCUGUCGGAGCUGAAGAAAAUCCACAGCGGUGACUUCACCCUGGUGAAAACCGACCUGGAGGGCGUGGUGGACAAGUGGCUGGAUGUCUCAGAGAAGAUUGAGGAAAACAUGGAGAGACUGAGGGCGAGCUUGUCCAUCUGGGACGACGUGCUUUCAGGUAAAGAGGAGAUCGAUGGAUGGUCCAACACGUCUGUCCCACGUCUGUCUGAAAGCAUCAACCACCUGACUAACAGCCAUAAAACCGGAGAACUACUUAAGGAAUUUGAGUCUGAAGUUAGAAGCAAAGCCCUGAGGCUGGAAGAACUUCGUUCCAAAGUCGAUGAUCUCAAAGAAUUAACUCAGAAUCCAGAAACACCCCCAGACCUCCAGUUUAUCGAAGCUGACUUGAGGCAGAAACUGGAGCAUGCCAAAGAAAUAACAGAAGUCGCGAAAGGAACCCUGAAAGACUUCACUGCUCAGACCACACAAGUGGAGAGAUUCAUUCGGGAGAUAACAGCCUGGCUGGCCAAGCUGGAAGAAUCCUUGCAGAGUUGUGUGCAAGCUGACACUUGCGAGGGGCUGAAAAAAGUGAAGGAUAUACAGAAAGAACUUCAAAGUCAGCAAAGCAACAUCAGCUCCACCCAAGAGAAUCUCAACAGCUUAUGCCGCAAGUACCACUCCGGGGAGCUGCAGAGCCUGGGCGGCAUCAUGACCGCGCUGAUCAAGAAACAUGAAGCGGUGAGCCAGUUGUGCUCCAAGACACAGACCAGCCUUCAGGAGUCCCUGGAAAAACACUUCAACGAGUCCAUGCAGGAAUUCCAAGAUUGGUUUUCAAGAGUCAAGGCAGCAGCCAAAGAAUCAUCAGAUAGAACGGGUGACAGAAAAGUGCUGGAGGCCCAGCUCCAUGAUCUUCAGAACAUUCUGGACUCAGUAAGUGAUGGACAGAGCAAACUUGAUGCUGUGACGCAGGAAGGACAAACUUUGUAUGCAUAUUUGUCCAAACAAAUUGUCAGUAGCAUUCAGGAACACGUGACCACAGCGAAUGAAGAGUUUCAUGCCUUUCUGAAGCAAUGCCUCAAAAGCAAACAGGCUCUUCACGACUGUGUUUCAGAGCUUGGGAGCUUUGAGGAUCAACACAGAAAACUGAACUUAUGGAUCCAUGAAAUGGAAGAGAGGUUACAGACAGAAAACUUAGGGGAGAGUAAGCAGCACGUUUCUGAGAAGAAAAACGAAGUCCACAAAGCUGAAAUGUUUUUGGGAGAACUGCUGGCUGCAAGAGAGUCCCUGGACAAGCUGUCGCAGCGGGGGCAGCUUCUCAGUGAGGAAGGCCAUGGGGCAGGGCAGGAAGGGCGUCUGUGCACCCAGCUCCUCGCCAGCUACCAGAAUUUGCUCAGAACGACCAAAGAGAAGCUCCGGAGCUGCCAGGUGGCCCUGCAGGAGCAUGAGGCCCUGGAAGAAGCGCUGCAGGGCAUGUGGUCCUGGGGGAAGGACAUCCAGGACAGACUGGCCGGUGCCGAGAGCACUGUGGGCAGCAAGGACACGCUGGACAAGCGGCUGAUACAAAUACAGGAAAUUCUCCUGAUGAAAGGUGAGGGGGAAGUUAAGUUGAAUAUGGCCAUUGGCAAAGGGGAGCAGGCAUUGAGGAGCAGCAACCGAGAAGGGCAGAAGGCAAUUCAGACGCAGCUCCAGGCCCUGAAAGAUGUGUGGGCUGACAUCAUGAGCUCCUCCAUCCGCGCUCAGAGCACUUUAGAGUCUGUGAUCAGCCAGUGGAAUGACUACCUCGAGAAGAAAAACCAGCUGGAGCAGUGGAUGGAGUCAGUGGACCAACAGGUUGAGCAUCCCUUGCAGCUGCAGCCAGGUCUGAAGGAGAAGUUCGCCCUGCUGGACCACUUUCAGUGCAUCGUGUCAGAGGCUGAGGGCCGUGCUGGAGCCCUCCGCCACCUCAGUGCAAGAUCCAGGGACCUCUACCAGCAGACUGAGGACGCUUCCUUCCAGGACACCGCUCAGCAGGAACUGAACACCCAGUUUCAGGACAUCGUGACUGUUGCUAAGGAAAAAAUGAGGAAAGUGGAAGAGAUUGUGAAAGACCAUCUCAUGUACUUGGAUGCUGUCCAGGAGUUUACAGACUGGCUCCACUCGGCCAAGGAAGAACUUCACCGGUGGUCGGAUCUGUCUGGAGACUCGCCCGCCACUCAGAAGAAGCUGUCUAAAAUUAAGGAGUUGAUAGAUUCCAGAGAGAUUGGUGCUAGCCGCCUGAGCAGAGUGGAGUCGCUGGCUCCCGCUGUGAAAGAGGACACAAGUGCCAGGGGGUGUGAGCUCAUGGAUGCGGAGAUGCAGGCCCUGCGGGCCGACUGGAAGCAGUGGGAAGACAGCGUCUUGCGGACGAGGAGCAGCCUGGAGGACUUGGCCAGCCAGAUGGCCCUGUCGGAGCAGGAGUUCUCAGGCCAAGUGGCCCAGCUUGGGGAGGCCCUGGAGCAAUUCAGUGGGCUUCUGCAGGGCUGGGCUGAGCAACUUGCCCUUCUGGAAGAGAAGAACACGGACAGCGAGCUGGUGGCAGGCUGGCACAGAGGACACGAGAUCCUGGAUGCUCUAGAAAAAGCAGAGCCCAAGACUGAAGACCUCAAGUCUCAGCUGAAUGAUCUUUGCCACUUUUCCAGAGACCUCAGCCCAUACAGUGGGAAAGUUUCGGGCCUGAUUAAAGAAUAUAACUGUCUUUGUUUGAAAGCAUCCAAAGGCUGCCAGAAUAAAGAACAGAUUUUACAGCAAAGAUUUCAAAAGGCCUUCAGGGAUUUCCAGCAAUGGUUGGUAAACGCCAAACUCACCACUGCCAAAUGUUUUGAUAUACCUCAAAAUAUUAGCGAAGUUUUGACAAGUCUUCAGCAGAUACAGGAGUUUCUGUCAGACAGUGAAAAUGGACAGCACAAACUCAACACGAUGCUAUCUAAAGGCGAACUUUUGAGCACUAUGUUGACCAAAGAGAAAGCUAAAGAUAUCCAGGCCAAACUCGAGGCAGCGAAAGAAGACUGGAAACACUUUCACUCAAAUCUUCACCAAAAGGAAUCUGCUCUGGAGAACCUGAAGCUCCAGAUGAAGGACUUUGAAGUGAGCGCCGAGCCCGUGCAGGACUGGCUGAGUGAAAAGGAGAAGGUUGUUCGGGAGAGCAGUCACAGGCUCUAUGACCUCCCUGCCAAGAGGAGAGAGCAGCAGAAGCUGCAGUCUGUCCUUGAGGAAAUAAACUGCUACGAACCUCAGCUCCACAGGCUCAAAGAGAAAGCUCGGCAGCUGUGGGAAGGACAAGCUGCCAGCAAGAGCUUUCUGCACAGAGUGUCGCAGCUGUCCUCUCAGUAUCUAGCGCUAAGCAAUGUCACCAAGGAGAAAGUAUCGAGACUGGAUAGGAUUGUUGCAGAACACAAUCAGUUUUCCCUCGGGGUUAAGGAGCUCCAAGACUGGAUGGGGGACGCCAUCCACAUGCUGGACUCUUACUGCGACCCCACCUCGGAUCGCAGCGUGCUGGACAGCAGGAUGCUGAAGGUGGAGGCUCUGUUAUCAGUGAAGCAGGAAAAGGAGAUCCAGAUGAAGAUGUUAGUGACCAGAGGGGAGUGCGCCCUUCAGAACACCUCUCCAGAGGGCAGCCCUGCCAUCCAGCAGCAACUGCAGAGCGUGAAGGAGAUGUGGGCUUCUCUGCUGUCGUCCGGGAUUCGCUGUAAAAGUCAACUCGAAGGAGCCCUUUCUAAGUGGACAAACUACCAGGAUGACGUCCGACAGUUUUCCAGUUGGAUGGAUGGUGUGGAAGCCAGCAUCAGUGGGUCUGAGCGGCAGUGUGCGGAGCUGGGGGAGAAAACAGCUGCUCUGGGAAAAGCCAAGUUGUUAAAUGAAGAAGUGCUGAGUCACAGCAGCUUGCUGGAGACCAUUGAAGUCAAAAGGGCUGGCAUGACAGAGCAUUACGUCACCCAGCUGGAACUGCAGGACCUGCAGGAGCGGUACCGAGCGGUCCAAGAGAGGGCUAAGGAAGCAGUCGCCAAGUCUGAAAAACGAGUUCGCCGGCAUCAAGAGUAUCAGCGAGAACUCCAUGCAUUUGAAGUGUGGCUGGGGCAGGAACAAGACAAACUUGCCCGAUACUCAGUUCUUGAAGGCGAUGCCCAGUCUCACGAGGCAACACUGCGUGAUCUUCAGGAGCUGCAGGUGCGCUGCGCUGAGGGCCAGGCGCUGCUGAAUGCCGGGCUGCACACCAGGGAGGAAGUGAUCCCCUUCGGCAUCCCCCAAACUGAGGACCGGGCCCUGGAGUCCCUCCGCCAGGACUGGCAGGCUUACCAGCAGAGGCUCUCGGAGACCCGCACUCACUUCAACAACGCUGUGAACAAACUGAGACUCAUGGAGCAGAAGUUGCAGCAAGUCGAUGACUGGCUGAAAGCCACGGAGAAGGAAGUGAGUGUGAGGCCCAGAGGUCAGUCUUCCCGAGCCACCAAGGAGCUCCAGUUACACCAGAUGAAGAAGUGGCAUGAGGAAAUCGCAGCACACAGGGACGAGGUGGAGGAGGUGGGGGCUGGAGCUCAGGAGAUCCUGGAUGAGAGCCAUGUGAGCAGCCGGCUGGGCUGCCAGGCCACCCAGCUGACUUCCAGAUACCAGGCUCUGCUGCUUCAUGUGCUGAACCAAAUCAAAUUCCUGGAGGAAGUGAUUCAGAGCCUAGAAGAAUCCGAGUCAUCCCUGAGUUGCUAUGCGGACUGGUACAGCGCUACCCAGAAAAACUUCAAGAAUGCAGCUACGAAAAUCGAUAAAGUAGACAAAGCCUUGAUGGGGAAGAAAAUGAAGAUGCUGGAGGUUUUGCUGAAGGACAUGGAGAAAGGCCAGAGUCUGCUGAAAUCAGCCCGGGAGAAGGCAGAGAGGGCUCUUCCAUUCUUGGGGGACGGGGAGGCGGAAACCCUGAGGACAGAGACCCAUGGUCAUGUGGAGCAGUUGAAGGAACUGACCAGCACCGUCCGGAAAGAGCGCAUGGCCCUGGAGAAAGGCAUGCAUUUAGCCAAGGAAUUCUCGGAUAAAUACAAAGCACAGACUCAGUGGGCAGCAGAAUACCAGGAAAUCCUGCACACCCCGGAGGUGCCCAAGAUGGAAUUAUACGAGAAAAAAGCUCAGUUAUCCAAAUACAAGUCCCUCCAACAAAUGGUGCUGUCGCAUGAGCCCUCAGUGAAAUCAGUGAGUGAGAAAGGAGAAGCUCUUUUGGAAUUGGUGCAGGAUGUGACGUUAAAAAACAAGCUUGAGAAGCUCCGAGCUGAUUACCAGGCCCUCUGCCAUGCAGUCAAGGAGCACGUCUUCCGCCUUGAGGCGAAAGUCAGAGACCAUGAGGAUUAUAACAGUGAGCUCCAGGAAGUGGAGAAGUGGCUGCUACAGAUGUCAGGCCGACUGGUGGCACCGGACCUCAUGGAGACAGGCAGCUUGGAGACCGUCACCCAGCAGCUGGCCCAUCACAAGGCCAUGAUGGAAGAAAUCGCUGGCUUCGAAGACCGUUUGAACAACCUUAAAGGGAAAGGUGAUAAUCUCAUCAGUCAGUGUGCUGACCACCUUCAGGCCAAGAUGAAACAAACUGUGCACGCCCAUCUGCAGGGCACCAAGGACAGCUAUUCAGCCAUCUGCAGCACAGCCCAGAGGGUGUACCAGAGUUUGGAGCACGAGCUGAAGAGGCAUGUUAGCCGACAGGACACCCUGCAGCAGUGCCAGGCCUGGCUGUCUGCAGUCCAGCCGGACUUGAAGCCCAGCACUCAGCCACCGCUCAGCCGGGCAGAAGCUGCUAAGCAGGUCAAGCACUUCCGGGCUUUGCAAGAGCAAGCACGCACCUACUUAGAUCUCCUUUGCUCCAUGUGCGACUUAUCAGACUCUGAUGUGAAAAGCACAGCGAAAGACAUCCAGCAAACGGAGCAACUGGUUGAACAGAGGCUAGCCCAGGCCCAAACCUUAACACAGGGCUGGGAAGAGAUCAAGCACAUGAAGGCAGACCUGUGGAUCUAUCUCCAGGAUGCUGACCAGCAGCUGCAGAAUAUGAAGAGGAGACAUGCAGAGCUGGAACUCCACAUUGCACAAAACAUGGUUUCCCAAGUAAAGGAUUUUGUUCAUAAAGUACAAUCCAAACAGGCCUCGGUGACCGCUAUCAUAGAGAAGGUGGAGACGUUCACCGAAAAGCAGGUGUCUCCUGAACACAAGGAGAUAGGCCACCUCAGUGACCAGUGGUCAGACCUGUGUCUCCAGGCCCGCCAUCUGUGCUCACACAGAGAAGAGGAUCUCCAGAGAACGCGAGACUACCAUGACUCCCUGAAGGCCGUGGAAGUGCUCUUAGAGAAAUUCACUACGGACUGGGAUAAUUUAGCCAGGUCCGACGCAGAGAGCACUACUGUCCACCUGGAGGCUUUGAAGCAGUUAGCACUGGCGUUGCAGGAGAGAAAGCAUGUUCUCGGGGCACUCAAGGACCAGAAGCAGAAAUUGAUCGAGCACCUGAACCUGGAUGACAGGGAAUUAGUCAAAGAGCAGACAAGUCACUUUGAGCAGCGCUGGUUCCAGCUGGAGGAUCUUGUCCAGAGGAAAAUCCAAGUGUCCGUCACCAAUCUGGAGGAGUUACACAUUGUGCAGGCCAAGUUUAAGGAGCUGAUGGAGUGGGCCGAGGAGCAGCAGCCCAGCAUCGCUGAGGCCCUGGCGCAGAGCCCCCCGCUAGACGGGGCGCAGAAGUUCCUCACAGACCACCUGGCAAUCUGCAGUGAGCUAGAGGCCAAGCAGAUGCUCCUGAAAUCGCUCAUGAAGGACGCUGACAGGGUAAUGGUGGACCUCGGCCUGAAUGAACGGCAGCUGAUCCAGCAAGUGCUCGCUGACGCCCAGAGGCAUGUAGGCUGCCUCGGUGACCUCGUGGGCCAGAGGCGAAAGUACUUGAACAAGGCCUUGUCUGAGAAGACCCGGUUUCUCCUGGCCCUGUCGCAGGCGACCAGCCAGAUUCAGCAGCAUGAGCGGAAGAUCACAUUCCGCAAGCACAUUUGCCUUUUACCAGACGAUGUGAGCAAGCAAGUGAAAACAUGUAAGAGUGCACAGGCCAGUCUCAAGACGUACCAGAGUGAAGUCACCGGGCUCUGGGCCCAAGGCCGAGACUUGAUGAAAGGGGGCAGCGAGCAGGAGAAGAGCGAAGUGCUAGAGAAACUCCAGGACCUGCAGAGCAUCUAUGACUCCGUUUUACAAAAGUGCAGCCACCGACUGCAAGAGCUGGAGAAAAACUUAGUGUCCCGGAAGCAUUUCAAGGAAGAUUUUGACAAAGCCUGUCACUGGCUGAAGCAAGCAGAUAUUGUCACAUUCCCUGAAAUCAACCUCAUGAAUGAGAGCCCCGAGCUACAUGCGCAACUGGCCAAAUACCAGCACGUUCUCGAACAAUCUGCAGAGCACGAGAAUCUCAUCCUCACGCUACAGAGAACUGGGCAGGCCAUACUACCAUCACUGAAUGAAGUCGACCAUUCCUACCUGGCUGAAAAGCUAAAUUCUCUGCCCCAGCAAUUUAAUGUGAUCAUGGCCUUGGCCAAAGACAAGUUCUAUAAGGUCCAAGAAGCCAUCCUCGCUCGAAAAGAAUUUGCUUCUUUGCUGGAAUUGACAGUCCAGGCUCUGGGUGACCUUGAAGACCAGUUUAACCAGAUGAGCAAAGUGCCCACGGACCUGGUGGUUGAAGAGGCCCUGUCUCUGCAGAACGGCUACAGAACGCUUCUGGGGCAGGUGCUGAGCCUGGGGGAAGCGGUCGAUGAGCUGAACCAGAAGAAGGAAAGUUUCCAGAGCACAGGCCAGCCUUGGCAGCCGAACGAGAUGCUGCGCCUUCUCACCUUGUAUCACAGGCUGAAGCGGCAAGCGGAACAGCGGGUUAGCUUGUUAGAGGACAUCACGAGUGCCUACCAAGAGCAUGAGAAGUUGUGCCAACAGCUGGAGACACAACUGGAGGCUGUGAAAGGGGAGCAGUCCAAAGUGAACGAGGAGACCCUUCCAACAGAAGAGAAGCUCAAGGUGUACCACUCCCUGGCGGGCAGUCUUCAGGAUUCAGGGAUUCUCCUGAAACGAGUCGCUGUCCAUCUUGAAGACCUCUCUCCACACCUGGGUCCCCUGGCUUAUGAGAAGGCCAAAGGUAAGCUCCAGGCCUGGCAAGAGGAGCUGGAAGGGUUGACUGCCACCAUCAGCGAGACGGUUUCAGAGUGUGAGAGCCGCCUGGUGCAGAGCAUAGACUUCCAGACGGAGAUGAGCCGCUCCCUGGACUGGCUGAGAAGGGUGCAGGCGGAGCUGAGUGGGCCCGUGUGCCUGGACCUCAACCUACAGGACAUCCAGGAGGAGAUCCGAAAGGUCCAGAUCCAUCAGGAGGAGGUCCAGUCCAGCCUGAGGAUCAUGAAUGCCCUGAGUCACAAGGAGAAGGAGAAAUGCAUGAAAGCGAAGGAGCUGGUGUCGGCCGAGGUGGAGCACACCCUCGCCGAGCUCUCAGAGCUCGAUGGCCGAGUUCAGGAGGCUUUACGCACCAGGCAGGCCACCUUAACUGAGAUUUAUAGUCAGUGCCAAGAGUAUUAUCGAGUCUUUCAGGCAGCUAACGACUGGCUUCAAGAUGCCCGAGAAAUGUUACAGCAGGCAGGCAACGGCCUGGAUGCAGCGAGCUCAGAGGAAAGCCUGAAGCGCCACGUGGAGUUUUUCAGUACAGAGGGCCACUUCCACAGCAACCUGGAGGCUCUUCAGGGCCUGGUGUCCAAGCUCAGCCCUCUCAUCAAGCCCACUGGGCAGGAGGACCUGGCACAGGAGAUGGCGUGCUUAGAGGAGAGGAGCCGGGGCACGAUCCAGGACUCUCAUGUGCAACGAGAUCUCCUGCAGAGGUAUGCAGGUCAGUGGCAAGAUUAUCAGGAAGCACGAGAAGAGGUCAUUGAGUCAAUGAACGAGGCAGAAAAGAAAUUGUCUGAGUUUUCAUUACUGAAGGCCUCUUCCAGCCAUGAAGCAGAAGAAAAACUGUCAGAACACAAGAGUUUAGUGUCAGUAGUUGACGCGCUCCAUGACAAGGCUGUGGCCCUGGAGGAGAAAGCUUCCCAGUUGGAGAAAAUGGGAAACGACACGAGCAAAGCCACCAUCCACAGGUCGACAACCACUGUCUGGCAGCGCUGGACGCGUCUGCGGGCUGUGGUGCAGGACCAGCAGAAGAUCUUAGAAGAUGCAGUGGGCGAGUGGAAAAGCUUUAAUAAUAAGGUCCAAAAGGCCACUGAAAUGAUUGAUCAGCUGCAGGAUAGGUUACCAAGAAGCUCAGCAGAGAAAGCCACCAAAGCAGAACUCAUGAUCCUCCUGGAAGACCAUGACACCGUGGUUCUGGAGCUGGAGCAGCAGCAGGAGGCCCUCGGAGUGCUGCAGCAGCAAGCACUGAGCAUGGUCCACGAUAGGGCCAGCCCAGCAGCCCUGGGAGAAGAACCACCCGUCAUGCAGGACAUUGCAGCCAUGCAAGAUCGCUGCCUAAGCAUGCAGGAGAAAGUGAGGAGCAACAGAAAGCUGCUGAAACAGGAGCUGAAGGAGCGAGAAGAGGUGGAGACCCGGAUCAACUCUGUGAAGACUUGGGUUCGGGAAACGAAAGACUACUUGGGAAACCCCACAAUGGAGACAGAUGCUCACCUCAAAGAACUCCAGAUUCUCUUAACGGAAGUCACCAAUCACCGGCAGAGCGUUGAGAAAAUGGCUGAAGACCAGAAGAAGAAGUACCUGGGGCUUUCUGCUCUGUUACCUUCUGAACUGUCCCUCCAGCUAGCUGAGGUCGCCUUAGACUUGGGGACAAUUCACGAUCAGAUCCAGGACAAAGUGAAAGAAGUUGAGCAAAGCAAGGCCAUGAGCCAGGAAUUCAGCCGAAACAUCCAGAAGCUAGCCAGAGUUCUCACAACCACCCUGACGAAGUUGAAUGCCAAGACAGCUGAUUUAGUUCAAGCGAAAGCUGAGCAAAAGGUGCUGGGGGAAGAACUCGAUGGCUGUCACGUGGAGUUAAUGGCGCUGGAUGCAGCCGUCCAGAAGUUCUCUGAAGAGAAUGGCCAACUGGGCAAGCCUCUGGUCAAGAAGCUUGGGAAACUGAGCGAGCUCCACCAGCAGAGCAUCCGGCAGGCUGAGCACCGGCUCUCCAGGCUCAAUCAGGCAGCAUCUCAUUUAGAAGAAUACAACGAACUGCCUGGACCCAUUCUGAAGUGGAUUGAGAAAGCUAAAGAACUGGUACAUGGAAAUAUUGCCUGGAAUUCUGCAAGCCAGCUUCGGGAACAAUACAUUUCACAUCAGACCCUGCUAGAAGAAUCUGAAGAAAUUCACAGCGAUCUGGAGGCAAUGGCAGAGAAGCUGCAGCACCUUACUAGUGUGUACUAUACGGAAAAAAUGUCCCAGCAAGUGGCAGGUUUGGGACGGGAGACGGAGGAGUUGCAACAGAUGAUCAAAAUCCGUUUGCAGAAUCUCCAAGAUGCUGCCAAGGAUAUGAAAAGAUUUGAAGGGGAGCUGAAAACCUUGCAGGCUGCUGUGGAGCAAGCCCAGACAACCCUGGCUUCCCCGGAAGUUGGGCGCCUCAGUCUCAAGGAGCAGCUCGCUCAUCGACAGCGUUUGCUGUUGGAGAUGGAGUCACUGAAACCGAAGGUCCACGCUGUGCAGAUGUGCCAGAGCGCGCUGAGGAUUCCCGAGGACGCGGUCACCAGCCUGCCACUCUGCCACGCGGCUCUGCGCCUGCAGAACGAGGCCAGCCGGCUGCAGCACACGGCCAUCCAGCAAUGCACCAUCAUGCAGGAGGCUGUGGUGCAGUAUGAACAAUAUGAGCAAGAAAUGAAACAUCUUCAGCAACUCAUUGAAGGCGCUCACCGGGAGAUCGGGGACACUCCCAUAGCCACCAGCAACAUCCAGGAGCUGCAAGCCCAGAUUUCCCGGCAUGAGGAGCUGGCUCAGAAAAUCAAGGGCUACCAAGAACAGAUCGCCUCCCUGAAUUCCAAGUGCAAGAUGCUGACGAUGAAAGCCAAGCACGCCACGAUGCUGCUGACGGUGACCGAGGUGGAAGGGCUGGCCGAAGGGACAGAGGACCUUGAUGGGGAGCUCCUCCCCACACCUUCCUCCCACCCCUCAGUCGUCAUGAUGACUGCAGGUCGCUGUCACACUUUGCUGUCACCUGUGACUGAGGAGUCUGGGGAGGAGGGAACCAACAGUGAGAUGUCCUCUCCACCUGCCUGUCGCUCCCCUUCACCUGUGGCUAAUAUAGAUGCUUCUGUUAACCAGGACAGUACUUAUCACCACGCUUGGUCUGCUGAGAGGUUGCAGACCGAGGCACUGAGGAUUCACCCCGGCACCCCUUCCCCCCAGGACUUCUACGAGCCAGGCCUGGAGUCGUCCGCCACCGCUAAGCUGGAUGACUUGCAGCGUUCCUGGGAAACCUUAAAAAAUGUGAUCAGCGAGAAGCAGCGCACCCUCUACGAAGCCUUGGAACGGCAGCAGAGGUACCAGGACUCCCUGCAGUCCAUCUCCACCAGCAUGGAGGCCAUGGAGAUGAAGCUCAACGAGAGUAUGGAGGCGGGCAAGAGUCCCGAGAGCCAGAUGGCUGAGCACCAGGCCCUGAUGGACGAGAUUCUCAUGCUCCAAGAAGAAAUCAGUGAGCUGCAGUCUUCUCUCUCAGAGGAGCUGGUGGCCGAGUCCCCUGAGUCGGACCCAGUGGAGCAGCUGGCCCUGCAGACCACACUCACGGUCUUGGCCGAGCGAAUGUCCACCGUCAGGAUGAAGGCAUCUGGGAAACGCCAGCUCUUGGAGGAAAAGCUCAGCGAUCACCUGGAGGGACAGAGGCAGGAGCAGGCCCUGCAGAGGUACCGCUGCGAAGCCGAUGAGCUGACCCACUGGCUCCUGAGCACGAAAGCCUCCCUGGACACGGCCCUGGGCACGGUGCCCACAGAGCCCAUGGACAUGGAAGCUCAGCUAGUGGACUGCCAGAACAUGCUGGUGGAAAUCGAGCAGAAGGUCGUGACCUUAUCGGAGCUCUCGGUCCACAAUGAAAACCUGCUGCUGGAGGGCAAGGCGCACACAAAGGAGGAGGCCGAGCAGCUGGCGGUAAAGCUGAGGACCCUGAAGGGGAGCCUCCUGGAGCUGCAGAGAGCCCUGCACGACAAGCAGCUCAACAUGCAGCAGGGGACAAGCCAGGAGAAGGAAGAGAGCAACGGGGAGCUGACGGCCACCCAGAGCCCCGGGGUCCCGGAGUGGCUGACCCAGGCACGGACCACACGCACCCAUCAGAGGCAGAGCAGCCUCCAGCAACAAAAAGAGUUGGAACAGGAGCUGGCAGCUCAGAAGAGCCUGCUUCAGUCCGUCGCCAGCCGGGGAGAAGAAAUCCUCACCCAGCACUCGGCUGCGGAGACCUCCAGCUCUGGCGAAAGAGCUGAUGCGCUAGCCCAGAAGCUGGGCCUGGAAGGGGAGAAGCCAUCAACCGAAGAACAGAUGAGGAUGAGAUGGGAGAGCCUCCGUCAGGAGUUCAGUACCAAGCAGGGACUGCUACAGAGUGUGCUGGAGCAGGAACAAGAGCCCAUGGGUUAUGGCAGGCCAAACCGGCUCCUGACUGGCGUGCCUCCCUACAAAGCAGAAGGGCAGGCCCAGGACAAGUCUGCCGUCACAGCCCUGCUGGAUGGACUGAACCAGGCUUUUGAGGAGGUUUCACCCCAGGGUGGAGGGGCCAAAGGGCAGAACAUUCACUUGGAGCAGAAGCUGUAUGAUGGGGUCUCAGCGACGUCCACGUGGUUGGACGACGUGGAAGAACGCUUAUUUGUGGCCACGGCUCUGUUACCUGAAGAAACAGAAACAUGCCUCAUGCAACAAGAGACCCUUGCCAAAGACAUUAAGGAAAUGUCUGAAGAAAUGGAUAAGAACAAGCACUUGUUUUCCCAAGCAUUUCCUGAGAACGGGGAAAACCGGGGUGUCAUUGAAGACACCCUAGGCUGUCUUCUGGGCAGAUUAUCCUUGCUGGACUCUGUCAUCAACCAGCGAUGCCACCAGAUGAAGGAAAGACUGCAGCAGAUACUCAACUUCCAGAAUGAUCUGAAGGUGCUGUUUACAUCACUGGCUGACAGCAAAUACAUCAUCCUCCAGAAACUGGCCAAUGUGUUUGAGCAGCCCGUUGCAGAGCAAAUAGAGGAAAUACAACGGGCUGAAGAUGGGUUGAAGGAGUUGGAUGCAGGAAUCAUUGAAUUAAAAAGGCGUGGGGACAAGCUACAGAUUGAGCAUCCUUUCAUGCAAGAACUCUCUAAACUCCAGGACAUGUACGAUGAACUGAUGGUGACCAUUGGCUCCCGGCGGAGUGGCCUGAACCAGAACCUUGCACUCAAAAGCCAAUAUGAGAGAGCCUUGCAGGACCUGGCUGAUCUGCUAGAAACUGGACGAGAGAAAAUGGCGGGAGACCAGAAAGUGAUUGUGUCUUCCAAAGAGGAAGUCCAACAGCUGCUUGACAAGCAUAAGGAAUACUUCCAGGGCCUGGAAUCUCACAUGAUCCUGACAGAAACCCUCUUCCGGAAGAUCAUCAGCUUUGCAGGCCUCAGGGACCCGGAAUUCCACACGGAAGUGAUGACUGGGGCGUGCUCGGUCCUGAAACGGGCCCACAAGAGGGGCGUGGAACUGGAGUACAUCCUGGAGACAUGGACCCGGCUGGGAGAAGACCAUCAGGAGCUCAGCAGACAGCUGGAGGUGGUGGAGAACAGCAUCCCCAGCGUGGGUUUGGUGGAAGAGAGCGAAGACCGGCUCAUCGAUCGGAUCACACUCUACCAGCAUUUGAAGUCCAGCCUUAAUGAACACCAGCCCAAGUUGUGUCAGGUCCUAGAUGACGGGAAGCGGCUUCUGCUCUCCGUUAGCUGCUCAGCUCUAGAAAGCCAGCUCACGCACCUGGGAGAAUCCUGGCUGACCAACACCAGCAAAGUGGCCAAGGAGCUGCACAGACUGGAGACGAUAUUGAAACACUGGACCAGAUACCUGAGUGACUCCGCAGCUAUGACCCACUGGCUGCAAUCUGCAAAAGACAGGCUCGAAUUUUGGUCCCAGCAAUCUGUGACAGUCCCGCAAGAACUGGAGAUGGUCCGUGACCAUCUGAAUGCGUUCCUGGAGUUUUCUAAAGACGUGGAGGCCAAGUCUUCCCUGAAAUCAUCUGUGCUGAGCACUGGGAACCAGCUUCUCCGAUUAAAGAAGGUGGACACCGCUGCCCUGCGGUCGGAGCUGUCCCGCAUUGAGAGCCAGUGGACUGAGCUGCUGACAAAUAUUCCUGUUGUACAGGAGAAGCUCCACCAGCUGCAAAUGGAUAAGCUGCCUUCCCGCCAUGCCAUUACUGAAGUCAUGAGUUGGAUUUCCCUAAUGGAAAAUGUCAUUCAAAAGGAUGAAGAGAAUAUAAAACAUGCCAUAGGUUACAAAGUAAUUCAUGAAUACCUUCAGAAAUACAAGGGCUUUAAGAUAGACAUUAACUGCAAACAGUUGACAGUAGACUUUGUGAACCAGUCCGUGCUUCAGAUCAGCAGUCAAGACGUGGAAAGUAAGCGCAGCGAUAAGACUGAUUUUGCGGAGCAACUUGGUGCAAUGAAUAAAAGUUGGCAAAUCCUGCAGAGUCUAGUAACUGAAAAGGUCCAGUUGCUGGAAGGCCUUUUGGAAUCUUGGUCAGAUUAUGACAACAAUGUGCAAAGUUUGAAAACUUGGUUUGAAACUCAGGAGAAACGACUAAACCAACAACAGCAAAUUGGAGAUCAGGCUUCAGUUCAGAAUGCAAUAAAAGACUGUCAGGAUCUGGAAGAUUUGAUUAAAGCAAAGGAAAGAGACGUAGAGGCCGUUGAACAGAAUGGAUUUGCUUUGAUUCAGAACAAGAAAGAAGCAGUGACGGGGGGUGUCAGGUGCACGCUGCGGGAACUUGCCCAGACCUGGGCAGAUCUGGACCACAAGGUUGGUCAGUUAAAGAUGCUGCUGAUGACAGUGUUGGACCAGUGGAAUGAUCACAAAGUGACCUUUGACAAGAUCAACAGCUACCUCAUGGAGGCCAGAUACUCCCUCUCCCGAUUACGCCUGCUGACUGGCUCAUUGGAAGCCGUGAAGGUUCAAGUAGAUAACCUUCAGAGUCUUCAGGAUGAUCUAGAGAAACAAGAGACAAGCUUACAGAAGUUUGGCUCUGUCACCAACCAACUCUUAAAGGAGUGUCACCCACCUGUGACAGAAACACUUAGCAACACGCUGAAGGAGGUCAAUAUGAGAUGGAAUCACCUGCUGGAAGAGAUAGCUGAGCAGCUCCACUCCAGCAAGGCCCUGCUUCAGCUCUGGCAAAGGUACAAGGACUAUUCCCAACAGUGUGCGUCCACUGUUCAGCAGCAGGAGAGUCAAAGCAAUGAGCUGCUGAAGGCCGCCACCAACAAGGACCUCGGGGACGAAGAAGUUGCCGCGUGGAUUCAAGACUGCAACGAGCUCCUCAGAGGACUAGGGACCGUUAAGGAUUCUCUUUUUGUUCUCCAUGAGCUGGGAGAGCAACUCAAGCAACAAGUCAAUGCUUCUGCUGCAUCAGCCAUUCAGUCUGAUCAACUCUCCUUGAGUCAACACUUGGGCACCCUCGAGCAAGCUCUCUGCAAGCAGCAGACAACGCUACAGGCUGGAGUUCUUGAUUACGAAACCUUUGCCAAGAGUUUAGAAGGGUUGGAGGCCUGGACAGUGGAAGCUGAAGAAAUCCUGCAAGGACAGGACCCUAGCCACUCGUCAGACCUCUCAACUAUCCGGGAAAGGAUGGAAGAGCUUAAGGGGCAGAUGUUAAAAUUCAGCAGUAUGGCUCCAGAUUUAGACCACCUGAACGAACUCGGGUACAGGUUACCCCUGAGUGACAAGGAAAUCAAAAGGAUGCAGAACCUGAAUCGCCACUGGUCUCUCAUUUCCUCGCAGACGACAGAAAGAUUCAGUAAGCUGCAGUCAUUUCUGUUACAACAUCAAACUUUCUUGGAAAAAUGCGAAACAUGGAUGGAGUUCUUGGUUCAAACAGAGCAGAAACUAGCCGUGGAGAUUUCAGGCAAUUAUCAACACCUUCUGGAACAGCAGAGGGCUCAUGAGCUGUUUCAAGCAGAGAUGUUCAGCCGUCAGCAGAUUUUGCACUCCAUCAUCCUGGACGGGCAGCGUCUGCUGGAGCAAGGGCAAGUUGAUGACCGGGACGAGUUCAACCUGAAGUUGACGCUGCUCAGUAACCAGUGGCAGGGUGUGAUUCGCAGAGCCCAGCAGCGGCGUGGCAUCAUCGAUAGCCAGAUUCGCCAGUGGCAGCGCUAUCGGGAGAUGGCAGAGAAGCUCCGCAAAUGGCUGGGUGAAGUGUCCUAUUUACCCACGAGUGGUCUCAGAAGCGUCCCUGUCCCCCUGCAACAAGCAAGGGCCCUCUUUGAUGAAGUGCAGUUCAAAGAGAAAGUCUUCCUGCGGCAGCAAGGCAGCUACAUCCUGACGGUGGAGGCCGGCAAGCAGCUCCUGCUCUCGGCGGACAGUGGGGCCGAGGCUGCCCUGCAGGGAGAGCUCCUGGAAACCCAGGAGAAGUGGAAGUCCGCCAGUGUGCGCUUGGAGGAGCAGAAGAGACAGCUGGCCUUCUUGUUGAGAGACUGGGAAAAAUGUGAAAACGGAAUAGCUGAUUCCCUGGAGAAGCUCAGAACUUUCAAAAAGAAGCUUUCUCAGCCUUUCCCAGAGCACCACGAGGAGCUGCAUGCAGAGCAGAUGCGUUGCAAGGAACUAGAGAAUGUGGUUGGGAGCUGGAAAGAAGACUUGUCCCAGCUGACACUGCUGAAGGACACCCUGUCUGCCUACAUCAGCCCCGAAGACAUCUCCAUCCUCAACGAACGCAUAGAGCUUCUGUACCGGCAGUGGGAAGAACUGUGUCACCAGCUCUCUUUAAGACGUCAGCAAGUAAGUGAGAGAUUGAAUGAAUGGGCCAUCUUCAGUGAAAAGAACAAGGAGCUUUGUGAAUGGCUGACGCAAAUGGAAAGCAAAGUUUCUCAAAAUGGAGACAUUCUCAUUGAAGAAAUGAUAGAGAAACUCAAGAAGGAUUAUCAAGAGGAAAUUGCUGUUGCCCAAGAGAACAAAAUACAGCUGCAGCAAAUGGGCGAACGGCUCGCGAAGGCAAGCAAUGAAAGCAAGGCAUCCGAGAUCGAGUACAAGCUGGGGAAGGUCAAUGACCGGUGGCAGCAUCUCCUGGAUCUCAUUGCGGCCAGGGUCAAGAAGCUGAAGGAGACCCUGGUGGCUGUGCAGCAGCUGGACAAGAACAUGAGCAGCCUGAGGAUGUGGCUCGCCCACAUGGAGGCCGAGCUGGCCAAGCCGAUUGUCUACAGUUCCUGUGACUCAGAGGAAAUACAGAGAAAGCUCAGUGAACAGCAGGAGCUGCAGCGAGACAUUGAGAAGCACAGCACGGGUGUCGCCUCGGUCCUCAACCUCUGUGAGGUGCUGCUGCACGACUGUGACGCGUGUGCCACGGACGCCGAAUGCGACUCCAUCCAGCAGGCGACACGAAACCUGGACCGGCGAUGGAGGACCAUCUGCGCCAUGUCGAUGGAAAGGAGGCUCAAGAUUGAAGAGACAUGGCGAUUGUGGCAGAAGUUCCUGGAUGACUAUUCUCGUUUUGAAGAUUGGCUGAAGAUCUCGGAAAGGACAGCUGCCUUCCCCAGCUCUUCUGGGGUGCUCUACACUGUCGCCAAGGAAGAACUCAAGAAAUUCGAGGCCUUCCAGCGACAGGUCCACGAGAGCCUGACACAGCUGGAACUGAUCAACAAGCAGUACCGGCGCCUGGCCCGAGAGAACCGCACGGACUCCACCUGCAGCCUGAAACAGAUGGUCCAUGAUGGCAACCAGCGAUGGGACAGCCUGCAGAAGCGGGUCGCCUCUAUCCUGCGCAGACUCAAGCAUUUCAUUGGUCAGCGUGAGGAGUUUGAGACCGCUCGGGACAACAUUCUGGUCUGGCUCACAGAGAUGGAUUUGCAACUCACAAAUCUCGAGCAUUUUUCCGAAUGUGAUGUGCAAGCAAAAAUAAAACAGCUCAAGGCUUUCCAGCGGGAGAUCUCACUCAACCACAGCAAGAUCGAGCAGAUCAUUGCCCAAGGAGAGCAGCUGAUCGAGAAGAGCGAGCCCUUGGACGCAGCCAUCAUCGAGGAGGAGCUGGACGAGCUCCGUCGCUACUGCCAGGAGGUCUUUGGGCGCGUGGAAAGAUACCAUCAGAAACUGAUUCGCCUGCCUCUACCUGACGAUGAGCAGGACCUCUCUGACCGAGAGCUGGAGCAAGAUGAUUCUGCGGCCCUCUCGGACCUCUACUGGCGAGACCCGUCAGCAGAAGGUGCCCUUUCCCCCCAGCCCGCCUCCAACCCCUCGCUCUCCCUGGCCCAGCCCCUGCGCAGCGAGAGGUCGGGACGUGACACUCCGGCCAGUGUGGACUCCAUCCCCCUGGAGUGGGAUCAUGACUAUGAUCUGAGUCGAGACCUGGAGUCAGCCGUGGCCAGAACCCUGCACUCCGAGGAGGAAGAGGGCCAGGAAGACAAGGACUUCUACCUCCGGGGAGCUGUAGGCCUCUCAGGGGGUCACAGCGGCUUGGAGUCUCAGAUCCGACAACUGGACAAAGCCCUGGAUGACAGUCACUUCCGGAUGCAGCAGACCGAAAAUAUUAUCCGCAGCAAGACUCCCACGGGACCAGAGCUGGAUGCCAGCUAUAAAGGCUACAUGAGACUGCUGGGGGAGUGCAGUGGCAGCAUCGACUCGGUGAGGAGGCUGGGCCACCAACUCAAGGAGGAAGAGGAGAAUUUCCCUGGCUUCGUUAACCUGGACUGCACUGAAACCCAAACAGCCGGUGUGAUCGACCGCUGGGAGCUCCUCCAGGCCCAGGCAAUGAGCAAGGAGCUGAGAAUGAAACAGAACCUCCAGAAAUGGCAGCAGUUCAAUUCAGACUUGAACAACAUCUGGGCCUGGCUGGGCGAGACGGAGGAGGAGCUGGAGCAGCUGCAGCGCCUGGAGCUGAGCACUGACAUCCAGACCAUGGAGCUCCAGAUAAAGAAGUUCAAGGAGCUGCAGAAAGCUCUGGACCACCGCAAGGCCAUCAUCCUCUCCAUCAACCUGUGCAGCCCCGAGUUCACGCAGGCGGACAGCGAGGAGAGCCGCCAUCUGCAGGGCCGCCUGUCCCGGAUGAACGGGCGCUGGGAGCGGGUGUGCUCUUUGCUGGAGGAGUGGCGGGGUCUGCUUCAGGACGCGCUGAUGCAGUGCCAGGACUUCCAUGAGCUGAGCCAUGGCUUGCUCCUGAUGCUGGAGAACAUCGACAGGAGGAAGCACGAACUUCUUCCGAUCGAUGCUGAUCUUGACACCGAGAUGCUUCAGGACCAGCACAAGCAGCUUACGCAAAUACGGCAUGAGCUGUUGGAGUCCCAUGCCAAAGUGGCCUCCCUUCAAGACAUGUCUCGUCAACUGCUGGUGAAUGCGGAGGGGGCAGACUGUCUGGAAGCCAAAGAGAAGGUCCACGUCAUUGGGAACCGACGGAAGCUCCUCUUGAAGGAGGUCAGCCGUCAUAUCAAGGACCUGGAGAAGUUGCUGGACAUGUCGAGCAGCCAGCAGGAUUUGUCGUCGUGGUCGUCUGCUGAUGAACUGGACACCUCGGGGUCUGUGAGUCCUGCCUCAGGAAGGAGCACCCCCAGCCGACAGAGCACGGUCCAUAAACGGUGGCUCCGGUUCCUCCCUUUCUGAGCCUCGGCCAGAGCGGUCCAGCCGAGCCUUCUUCCUCCGG
This is a messenger RNA of Echinops telfairi (small Madagascar hedgehog), 20535 nucleotides long. RefSeq names its product spectrin repeat containing nuclear envelope protein 1 (gene SYNE1). Gene Ontology annotation, molecular function: protein binding. Bases 45 to 20495 code for a protein of 6816 amino acids. The transcript has 105 exons. Lineage: Eukaryota; Metazoa; Chordata; Mammalia; Afrosoricida; Tenrecidae. The record is from RefSeq and is a predicted model, not a curated record.